AGAACAUGGCGUAUUGUCAUUUCGACACUCAUGAGUACAACAACGUUUUAUUAUCUCGCUCGCUGAUAAUAAUAUAAAAAGGCGGGAGAGUGGUAUUUAUGUUAAAAUCAUGUUACCGUUAUCGUUAUUAAGAACUGCACAAAAUCAUCCUAUGCUUGUAGAAUUAAAAAAUGGGGAAACUUACAAUGGCCAUUUAGUUAGUUGUGACAAUUGGAUGAAUAUUAAUCUUAGAGAAGUUAUUUGUACGUCAAGGGAUGGCGACAAAUUUUGGAGAAUGCCAGAAUGUUAUAUUCGUGGUAGUACUAUUAAAUAUCUUAGAAUACCAGAUGAAGUAAUAGAUAUGGUUAAAGAAGAUGUACAAAUGAAAUCAAGAGGUCGUGGUGAAAUGAAAGGGAGAGGACAAAAUCAAAGAGGAAGAGGUGGUGGUAGAGGUACUUUUGGGCGUGGUGGUAGAGGUUCAGCACCAUUAGGUCGGGGAAGUGGUAAUCAAGGAGGAAACAAAGCUCAAAAUAAACCACGUAUUAAAUAAUAAUAAUUAAUUUCUUUUCUUA
Messenger RNA from Vespula pensylvanica (western yellowjacket), 551 nucleotides. RefSeq names its product U6 snRNA-associated Sm-like protein LSm4. Gene Ontology annotation, cellular component: spliceosomal tri-snRNP complex; P-body; U6 snRNP. NCBI's taxonomy places the organism in Eukaryota, Metazoa, Arthropoda, Insecta, Hymenoptera, Vespidae. Gene Ontology annotation, molecular function: U6 snRNA binding. The record is from RefSeq and is a predicted model, not a curated record. The coding region runs from base 110 to 529 and encodes 139 amino acids. Gene Ontology annotation, biological process: mRNA splicing, via spliceosome; P-body assembly; nuclear-transcribed mRNA catabolic process. The transcript is spliced from 5 exons.